AUGAGUUGUAUGGUCAGCCAUUUCAGUCAUUUCAAUCACUGGAGAAGCUGGAGUUUGAGGAGAUGGCAGAGUGGGAGGAGUGGGUACCAAGUGGAAGUGGAGGUCCAGACUUUCCUCGUCUCCAGGAGCUGAUUCUAAAAAAGUGUCCAAAGCUAAGAAGAAGCUUGCCUUGUGAUCUGCCUUGCUUGAAGAAGCUUGUCGUGAAAGGGUGUGGGGUUUUACAUGAUCAAAGGGUCACUGCUACUACUAGUACUAGUACUAGUCUCAACUACAAUUGUCUUGAAGAAUUGGAAAUAGAAGAUGGAUGCCAAACAGGUCUGUUAUCAUUACUAGAGACAAAGCUCCUGUCCCGACUUUAUGUUAGACGUUUUAAUGACAUACAGUGCUUGCCCAACAUCAAUCGUCUUCAAAGGUUGGCUCUCUCGACGUGUCCAACCCUGUCGUCGUUCCCUGAAGAUGGCCUACCCACUUCGUUGACUUCACUUAACAUAUACAGUUGUAGGAGAUUAGAAUUCCUACCUCAUGAGAUGUUGGCCCAAUUAACAUCGCUUGUCUCUUUGACGCUCUUGAAUAGCUGUGAUUCAAUGAGGUCCUUCCCCUUGGGCAUUUUUCCCAAAUUGACGACACUUUAUUUUUGGAAUUGUGAGAAUCUGGAGUCGUUUUGCUUGAUUGAAGAAGAAGGAGCGGUUGAGAAUCUCAGCCAUCUCAAUUACUUAAAUAUCGCGGGCUGUCCAAAUCUGGUGUGUUUUCCCCAUGGAGGAUUGCCCACUCCCAACCUGACUUAUUUGGAAUUCAGCAGAUGCGAGAAGUUGAAGUCAUUACCUGAACGCAUUCACACCCUCACAGCCCUAAGAUAUUUGUAUAUAAGGGAUCUUCCAAGUCUGGAGUCAAUUGCAGAUGGGGGUUUGCCUCCCAACCUCCGAUAUUUUAUAAUUGAGAAUUGUGAGAGACUGAGGGCUUCAUCUUCAUCAGUGGGAGACUACUGUAACUGGGGUUUGCAAGCACUUGUCUCCCUUAAACAAUUUAAAAUUUGUGGCAGGGGAAGUGAUGAAAUCUUGGAGACGUUGCUCAAGCAACAGCUGCUCCCUACCACUCUUUGCACUCUCGGCAUCGAGGACCUUUCAACUCUGAAAUCUUUGGAUGGAAAGGGACUUGCACACCUUACUUCUCUUCAACAACUAUUUAUUAAUAGGUGUGACAGUCUGGAAUUCCUGCCAGGAGAGGCACUUCAACACCUCACUUAUCUUCAAGAGCUACAUAUUUCCAAUUGUCCGAGUCUCCAACUCCUGCCAGAAGAGGGUCUGCCACCAUCUCUUUCUUAUCUGAGAAUCUACAAUUGUUCUGCCCUGGAGAAAAGGUUUCAGAAUAAGACGGGAGAAGAUCAUUGGGACAACAUAUCUCACAUUCCAUGCAUCAAGAUAAAUGAUGAAGUCAUCAUAUGAUGAUAUGACUUCUCUCUCUCUCACAUAGAGACAAACAAACUCUGGUCAGACUUGAGAAACUUUCCCAUGUUUGGAGGUCAAAGCAACUUGUGUAGGCAACCAUGCCGGAGGAGAGUUUACCAUUUUAUAUGGAUUUUUGUUUUUCGACAAACAAAUUGCGGCAAAGAAGGGGAAAGAAUGUUCUCAAGGUGGAGCUCUAGCAAGAGACCAGCAUUUGGACAAUGUGGUAAACGGAUCUCAAUCUAACAUAACAAGCAUCACUAUUCAUGAUUAGGUAAUCUUUCAUCAUAAAAUUCCUUUCCCUACGUAAUAACUUGAAAACGUCAUUUAUGAGUUUCCUUUGAGAUGGAUGAAAAUGUGUACAUAUGUAUGAAUAACUUGUGAGAGCUCAAGUUCUGGGACAGAUGACGUUGAGGAAACUUCAUGCUUGGUCUUGCACAAUACUAUGAUUUUCCUCCGGUAGGGAAUCACACAAGUGUUCCCAAUGCAAUGAAUAUUAAUGCUGCACACUUCAUUAAUGACUUGUUUAUUUAGAAGAAACAUUUUUUUAUUGGAAAAAGAUAGUAAAAUACCGCAGAAGUGAACAAGUACUCGUCCAUCACAGAACAGGAACAGAUCUGAACUUAAGAGAAAUACAACUGUAAGAGCUUUAAGAAAGAAAUUAUCCUUGAGCUGCCUUCCAUCCAUCCCUGAAUUGUGAUUAAACCAAUGCCAAGGUGAAAAAAGAUAGUAAAAUAAACAAGUACUCGUCCAUCACAGAACAGGAACAGAGCUGAUCUUAAGAGAAAUUCUAUAUAUACUAAAACCCAAUGCAACUAAACACUGUAGCUAAGCACAGUAAAAUUAUGAAAAUGCCUCUAUUUAAAACUGUACAGCCAGCUUUUCCUCUCCUUUUGCACAGUAAAAUUGCCAUUUUGCCCUUGACUGAUUGUUCUGUAUUUUUCCCGUUUUGCCCUCUCUUUCCUUGGGAUGUAACUAGCUGUUGUUUAGGGCUGAGAGGUGUCUGAUUGGAUUUCAACUAGCUGGUUGGAGAGCUACAGGGGUAAAAUGGGAGAGCUGUUGGUUCUUUACUGUUUAAAUCUGGAGGGUUCCACUGUUUUACAGAACCACCUUUUUUCCCACCGAAUUGCUUGCCUUCUUCGUUUCCAUUCUUCUCAUCUUCCUCUGCUCUUCCAAAGUGCUCACUUUCCAGCUCCCUUGGGUUCUAUCAAGAAGGG
Messenger RNA from Prunus persica (peach), 2659 nucleotides. RefSeq names its product putative disease resistance protein At3g14460. The record is from RefSeq and is a predicted model, not a curated record. The transcript has 2 exons. NCBI's taxonomy places the organism in Eukaryota, Viridiplantae, Streptophyta, Magnoliopsida, Rosales, Rosaceae. The coding region runs from base 63 to 1442 and encodes 459 amino acids.